Messenger RNA from Myxocyprinus asiaticus (Chinese sucker), 4211 nucleotides. RefSeq names its product bifunctional heparan sulfate N-deacetylase/N-sulfotransferase 4-like. Gene Ontology annotation, cellular component: Golgi apparatus. Gene Ontology annotation, molecular function: heparan sulfate N-sulfotransferase activity; deacetylase activity. Lineage: Eukaryota; Metazoa; Chordata; Actinopteri; Cypriniformes; Catostomidae. Bases 525 to 3293 code for a protein of 922 amino acids. The transcript has 15 exons. The record is from RefSeq and is a predicted model, not a curated record.
AGUUGUAUCAGGGCUUCUUUCAGGAUAUUCUCUUCAGUUCGUCUUUUGAGUGCUUGUUCUGACCCCACCCCCGUCUCCCCCUGCUCCUUUAAUCCGUGUCGCAGUGAAAGAAAGGGAAGAAAGGGAAGAAAGGGAAGAGGGCGCGGAGAGAAUAGUGCAACGGUCCCUGAAUCAUUCCAGAUGGCUGCCUCUGAAUCACUCGAUGAGAUUGGGUUCUCGGGUUUAGAGCUGGAAGGAGCUGGUGUUCCGGAGAGAGGCGGCUCUGGUGUGACAGUUCCCCGCUCAGUAGUGGCUUAAUAUCGGCUUUAGGUUUGUUGGAGGUCAGGCAGAAUCUCAAGACCUGGAGGGUUGUUAGUUUGAUGAAGGAUACAGACGGUUUAUUUGAACGCAGCUGCUAAAUUGUCAAAUUUGCAGCUGCUAACUUGGUCAAAUCUGGUGAACGUUUUGUCAAAUUUGCAAUCAAAAACUCCUUAAGUGACUUGCCUUGGAAGCAAAAUUGCCAGUUUUGUGAGAUGGUCACAUGAAUGCAGCAUGAUUACCAAAAAAGCCAAUUUGCAGCUUUAGCCUGGCUCAGUAAACAAUCAGAGACUCCCACCCACACACACUCCCACACAUGUGCGCCGUUUGCCAUGAAUCUGGCCACCAAGCUGCGGAGGAAUCUGAGGAGGCUGGUCAUCCUCCUCGCCACCUUCUGUAUGGUCAGUGUUUUAGUCUCCGCCUACUAUCUUUACACAGGUUCCACCCAAGAACUGGACCUCGCAGACCGCGCCAUAGGCCCAGACUGUGCCGACCUCCGGGUGCUCCCUUUCCGGCAGUCAGAGCCUCGGACGGCUAAACCAAUUAAUCCAUCCCGUAAGGACCCAGUGGUGCUGGUGUUUGUGGAGAGUCAGUAUUCUCAACUAGGACAGGACAUCAUAGCCAUUCUUGAAUCUAACCAAUUCCGUUACCACGCCGAAAUUGCGCCGGGAAAGGGUGACAUCCCGCCACUAACGCACAAAGGCCGUGGACGCUAUGCACUGGUCAUCUACGAGAACCUUCUGAAGUAUGUUGGGAUGGACGCGUGGAACCGUGACCUGCUGGAUAAAUACUGUGCAGAAUUCAGUGUCGGGGUCAUCGCAUUUCACCGCGCAAGUGAAAACUCUCAGCCUUCGCUGCAACUCAAGGGUUUCCCUCUGACAUUGCGAGCAAAUGUUGCACUUCAAGACUGCUGCGUAAACCUGCGCUCACCUCUGCUCUACAUAACGCGGGCAGAAGUUGACCGAGGGCCCUUACCGGGAGAGGAUUGGACUGUGUUUCAGUUCAACCACUCCACCUAUGAACCAGUGCUCUUGGCCAAAACUCGGCCCAGUGAGAGUAGGGCAGCCCAGAUGAUACCAGGUCCACAUGGUCUUCAUGCUACAGUUGUGCAGGACCUGGGUCUAUAUGAUGGGGUGCAGCGCGUGUUGUUUGGUCAUGGGCUGAGCUACUGGUUACACAGACUCAUACUGGUGGAUGCCAUCGCCUAUCUCACAGGCAAGAAGCUGUCACGAUCUCUGGAACGGUACAUCCUGGUUGACAUAGACGAUAUUUUUGUGGGGAAGAAAGGGACAAGAAUGAAUGUCAAUGAUGUGAAGGCUCUUCUGGAAACACAGAACAUGUUGAGGUCAUACAUCUCAAACUUUACCUUUAACCUGGGCUUUUCUGGGAAAUUCUUCCACACAGGUACGCAGGAAGAAGAUGAUGGAGAUGAUCUGUUGUUGAAAUAUGUUGAUGAGUUUUGGUGGUUUCCUCAUAUGUGGAGUCACAUGCAGCCUCAUCUCUUCCACAAUGAGUCCUCACUCAUGGAACAAAUGAUCCUAAACAAAGACUUUGCUUUGGACCAGAGUAUUCCUGUAGAUCUGGGAUAUGCAGUGGCCCCUCAUCACUCUGGUGUGUAUCCAGUCCAUAUUCAGCUUUAUGAGGCUUGGAAGAAAGCCUGGGGAAUACAAGUGACCAGUACUGAAGAAUACCCACACCUCAAACCCGCACGCCACCGCAAGGGAUUCAUCCAUAAAAACAUCAUGGUGCUUCCCCGUCAGACAUGUGGCUUAUUCACACAUACCAUCUUCUAUAAAGAAUAUCCGGGAGGCCCUAAAGAACUGGACAAAAGCAUACGAGGAGGAGAGCUCUUUCUGACUGUCCUACUCAACCCUAUUACCGAUGGUGCUGUGGUGGUACAUACGGCAAAAAAGAUCAGUAUAUUUAUGACUCAUCUCUCCAAUUAUGGGAAUGACCGCUUGGGACUAUAUACAUUCACUAACCUGGCUAACUUUCUGAAAUGCUGGACCAACCUGAGACUACACACACUUCCUCCCCUGCAGAUCGCACACAAGUAUUUCACACUCUUUCCAGAGCAGAGACAUCCACUCUGGCAGAACCCAUGUGAUGAUAAACGGCAUAAGGACAUCUGGUCCAAAGAGAAGACUUGUGACAGACUGCCUAAGUUCUUGGUGGUCGGGCCUCAGAAAACAGGCACAACGGCACUCUACCUCUUUCUUAUCAUGCACCCCUUCAUUUCCAGCAACUUUCCUAGUGUGAAAACUUUCGAAGAAGUUCAAUUUUUCAACACCAACAAUUACCAGAAAGGGAUUGACUGGUAUAUGGAGUUCUUUCCUGUACCUUCUAAUGUCAGCACAGACUUCCUGUUUGAGAAGAGUGCAAACUACUUCCCCUCAGAGGAGACGCCCAAACGAGCUGCUGCACUCCUGCCCAAAGCCAAGAUCCUCACUCUGCUCAUUAACCCUUCAGACAGGGCCUACAGCUGGUACCAGCAUCAGUGGGCUCAUGAAGACCCAGCAGCAUUGCAGUUCAGUUUCUAUGAGGUCAUUUCAGCUGACCAGCUUGCUGCACCUGAACUGCGCUCUCUUCAGAACCGCUGUCUUGUACCUGGACUCUAUGCCACACACCUGGAGAGAUGGCUGACAUACUACCCUCCAAAUCAGCUGAUGAUUAUAGACGGACAGCAGUUGAGGAAUGACCCAGCUAAAGUGAUGGACGAGCUUCAAAAAUUUCUGGGUGUCACUCCUUAUUACAACUACUCCCAGGCACUCACGUUUGAUCCUCAGAAGGGCUUCUGGUGCCAGCUGCUGGAGGGGGGCAGGAUUAAGUGUUUGGGGAAGAGCAAGGGCCGCAAAUACCCAGCCAUGGACUCUGAGUCACGAGCCUUUCUCUCCAGGUUCUACAGGGAUCAGAACAUUGAAUUAUCUAAGCUGCUACACAGAUUGGGUCAGCCUCUUCCAGCCUGGCUCAGAGAGGAGCUACAGAAGGUCAGGUAGCCCUAACCAAACCACUGCUCCUCUGGGUCAAAGCUCCAGGUUCACACCUCCAAGCAAACUAGACACUUGAACAGUACUCAGUGCCUCCCACCUGCAAGCUUGUGGAGCAAAGGUCAAAAAAUGCAACUCACCAAACACUGGUGCUUCUGGAAAUUUAAUAUGUCCAUGGCAACAUGAAUAUUUGCUGCAAAAGGUAAAAUUUUGAAAAUACACAAUAGGCAGUGAAAUACAAUGAUGUAACUGUGACCCUUGAACUUCACAUGCAGCCGAAUAAUGACUGCAUAAAGACUGCAUAUCUGAAAAAAAUGUAAACCCUAACAGAAUUCACACUAUAUUUAAUGUCACUUCCCCCAUCAGACACUGGACAUAGAUUUUAUACUUGAUAAAGAGAUUUAGAACUGAACAAUGUCUGGCACAACCACUGUUCAUAACCUCACUUUUGCAAAUAUAUCAGUCAAUCAAUGAGCCAAGCAUAGUGAGGAUGCUAAAUUGUAAGAAUCACUUACAGAGAAAUAAAGAGCACAGUGAAGUUGGAGUCUUUCAUUUUGCUGCAUUAGCUUUAAACUGGUCAAUGGAGUGAUAUCAUUGUGAUGUCAAUGUCUCAGUCCAUGUCUCAGUUUCUGUUUCGUUAGACACAAUGGCCUGAGGAGUGAGAAUCAUUUAGGUAUCAGUUUGUGUGCGCGUCUGUGCAAGGGCAAAUACACUUGCACGUAUGUGCGUCUAGACGUAUGUCUGUAGCCAGGUAGCCUUAGCUCCGCCCACUGGACUGCAACUGGUUGGCUGAUGGAUUUGAAAUGUGACUUUUAUUUUUUAAAUUGUUUUGCCUCAAUACAGUGAGAAAGUGUUUUGAAAAAUAUGUAAAUAACUAUAUAUAUAUAUAUAUAUAUUCAAUAAACACUGGGAAGAUUCAUGUUUCAG